AUGUACAGUGCAAUUUAUUCCUUUGCUGUGCGUCCCUUUUUCAUUCAAAUUGAGACGUCACCAGCUGGAGACAAGUACAGCUUUAGACCUAUGGAUGCAUUUAAAGCAUACAUAGAAAUUUAUUUUAAUAAUUUAUACACUUCUAGAGGGUUGAGGUUCAGGCGUGUCUCGAACAACUCUGCCACCCAUAAUUCGGACGAGCCUCAGGAAGACUACUCUCAGAUGACAAGAGCAUCUAACAGUUACAACGUACUCAGCUUUGAUAGGCGCAACGCAAUUUCCACUUUCAACGCCACUGAGGAAGAAGACAUCUACGACGAAGGUGGUGCCGUUCUCGUAAACAGAAACGAUUACUUUCAGGACAGAUACGUAACAUUUGCUCUCCAGUGGAACCAAAGGAUGAUCGCCGUCGAAUUUGAGAAAAGUGCUUAUUCUUCUGCUACGAAGACAGCUGAUGAUAAGGAUGAUGACAGCUAUGUUACACUAGCUGUCAACGAUAACGAGGCUACGGGAGACAAUUCAAACGGUACUUCCAAUAGCCUAUUGAUGACUGCACAUGCAGAAAGUUCGGAUACUUAUGAUGACACUCUGCCUUUUCAUUCUCAUUAUUACAUGUUAAACAAACAAGAGACAAACAUAAAGACGUAAGAUAGAAAUGUCGCUCUUAAUGUUUGUACAGGCAGGUGUUUUUGAAAUUAGAGACAAAAGUAUUUUAGAGAUUAUUUAGGUCUGUGUUGACUUUUUUGGAAGAUGGACUACAAACCAGAUUUGCUCCUGUCAUACGUAUAUUCUGUCUUCCAAAUCAAAUUAACGUACCUUUUUUAUACUUCAACAUAUUUCAUUAUUUAUAGUACAGUUUGUACAGAUGUACAUAGGUGACUGUUGUUAAGAAUAGCAUAUAGGCCUAGAUCUUUACAACUAAACUUGUCAGUAACUACAGAUCCUAAUUCUGAUAAAAGCACGUAGGUAUUUUAAUAAUACUCUCAAGGUUAACAAAUUGUGUUUGUUGAUUAGCAUGCAUACGAUGAUACUCAGGUACAGUAAUAUAUAUGUGCAAUUCUUUAAGGACAUGGGGACUGAAAUCAUAAAAAGUUUAGAAUGAGCAACAACUUUACUACAUAUGGAAAAUAGAUAUAUGUGGCUGAAAAGGCUACUCAAGUAUUCAGAAAUAUUAAAAUAUGGUAUUCAAAUAUACAGGUAUCCCCCUAGAAAUAUACCCAGAUUUUUGGUGUGCAUGGAGAAUGUCGCUAGGAGGUUAUAAUGUUGUUUUGAUUUUUCUAAUGAUUGACUUGUUAUUUCAUGAAUGUUUGUGAUAUAUUUUUAAAAUGUAAUUUGAUACAAGGACGUUUUUUGAUUAAUACAAGUUUAUCUGCUAAAAGGUGAUAAAUGCGCAUGUAAGACGUUUAAAUAAAGACCUAAU
Molecule: messenger RNA, 1420 nt
Organism: Ostrea edulis (European flat oyster)
Lineage: Eukaryota; Metazoa; Mollusca; Bivalvia; Ostreida; Ostreidae
Exons: 2
Coding region: 1-648 (215 amino acids)
Source: RefSeq, a predicted model, not a curated record